AUGAAAGGUGCAUACACACAGCCGUUAAAACAAGGUUACCUUCUAAAGCAAAGCGAAAUUCUGAAACAAUGGCAUCUCCGUUAUUUCGUCCUGAGCAAAGAGUGCCUAUGUUACUAUAGAACUGAAGCGGAAUCAUUGCAAGAGGCACCCAAGGAGGUUAUAUUCUUCAAUGACAUGUCUCUGUAUAUAGACGAACAGGCAGAUAAACAUACAAAGUACUGCUUACGGCUUGUAAAGCGAUCUGUAUCUGCCGGCAAGAUUGCUAAUCGGACAUUUUUUCUGUGUUCUUUCUCGCAAGAUGAAAGGAACGAAUGGUUGUCUCAAAUUCUCUUAGCAAAAGCAAUGGCGUUAGUCGCUGAUCCAACCGCGCUGAUAGGAAAACGCGAAACCUCAACAGAGCAUAUGGACUUUGAGCUCACUGCUUCCGGAAAAUAUGUCCGGCUUCCCACCGCAAAGGAACUGCUACUGAAAUGUCGACAGAAACUUAUGCUCGUAAGCGGUUCAAGGAAUUCCUUGGGUCGUUUAUUCCCUGAAAACUUAGACAAUUCAGAACUAAAGUCUUUUACUUUGAACCUUCAACACUGGAGGACCUCAUUAAUGAUGAUACGAUCGUAG
Molecule: messenger RNA, 615 nt
Organism: Pocillopora meandrina
Lineage: Eukaryota; Metazoa; Cnidaria; Anthozoa; Scleractinia; Pocilloporidae
Source: the annotation of a GenBank genome assembly